This is a messenger RNA of Funneliformis geosporum, 1242 nucleotides long. The record is from the annotation of a GenBank genome assembly. NCBI's taxonomy places the organism in Eukaryota, Fungi, Glomeromycota, Glomeromycetes, Glomerales, Glomeraceae.
AUGACAACUAAUACAAAAUAUCCUAUAUUGACCGAUAAACAGCCAUCAUUAAGUUCUCCAGGUCAUUGUAAAUUAGAAAAAUUAUUUCUGGUCGCUAGACAUGGAACAAGAUAUCCUGAAGAGCCUGAUAUCAAUAAGUUUGAAGUAUUAGAAAAGAUCUUUCAAAAUGUUUCAUCGAAACCUAAGUGGAAAAAUCAAUUUUCAUUGUUACAAGAUUCGUUGUUGAGCACCCAUGGACAAAAAGAACAUUACUUAUUGGGUAAACGUGCUUUUAAAAAAUAUCAUAAAUUCUGGAAAACCAUUCUUCCUUAUGAUCCCUAUACUAUCAAAUUUAGAAGUUCGGAAACUCCAAGAACCGGAAUGUCGGGAAUUUCAUAUUCUAUCGGAUUAUUCGAUGAAAAAGGAAUCUUAGGUAAAGGAGAUUAUCAACCAGUUUAUUUAUAUACCAUUCCCGUGUUACAAGAUUAUGAAUUAGCAAUCCAUAGAUCGUGCCCACGUUGGCAAUUAACGGUACAGAAAAACAACAAAGAACUUGAAAAACAAAUUUCUCUUUUUACUUCAAAUUUAACAAAAAUUUCAAAUCGUAUCUCCAAAAAAUAUAAUAUUGAUAAUCAAUUACUUGAACCAAUUCAUGCCAAUUAUAUUUAUUUAGCAUGCGCAUACGAUAUUAUAUUUUUUAACAAACAUAAACAUUGGUGUGAAUUACUACAACAGGAAGAAAUUUUAAUUUUAGAAUAUUUUAAUGAUAUGAAAUAUUAUUAUGAGUUUGCUUACGGAAAUGAUCUAAAUAAACGAUUAGCUUGUAAAUUAGUUAGUGAAAUCGUAAAAAGUGUGGAUGAUUAUUUGAAUGGAGAUUCAAUUGUCAAAGCAGAUUUAAAGUUUACUCAUAGCGAAACCAUUAUGUUCUUAUACACAUUCUUGGGAUUAUAUGAAGAUUCCAAGCCUUUAACAGGAGAUGCAAAUUUUGAUGAAAUUUCUAAUCGGAAAUUCAAAACUUCAGAAAUUUGUCCAUUCUCCGCCAACAUUUAUUUUGAAAUUUAUACUUGUACUUCCGAUAAGUAUACCUUCUUUGCCAAGAAAAAACAUGAGGAAUCUACUGUAGUUCAAGUAGUUGUAAAUGAGAAACCGGUUGUCAUUCCUGGUUGUGACUCGAAAUUUUGUGAAUGGAGUAAAUUUAAAGAAUUAUUUAGCGAUAAUUUAGGUUGUGAUUUUGAAAACAUUUGUAAUAUCGACAUGAAUUAG